ACCGGAUCGAUGUAAACAAAAAAAUAGCAGGACGUAAAACCUCAUCUAGCAUGUCUUUUGUAAAUUGUACAAUCAUUGACAAGGACACCAUUCAUUGUAAUAAUGUCACAUUUAAAGCAGAGAAUAUGUUGACAUAUGAAGACAAAGGGUUUUGGAUUUAUUUGGGUAUUUACGUUGCCCUUGUACUGUUUGCAGGACUAAUGUCUGGCUUAACUAUGGGACUACUAUCUUUAGAUUUGAUGACAUUAAAAAUUAUGAAAGAUGGUGGAUCUCCAAAAGAGAAAAAGCAAGCAGAAAAAAUACUUCCUAUAGUUGAGAGACACCAUCUGUUAUUAGUGACUUUAUUAUUGGCUAAUGCAGCAGCUGUGGAAUCAAUGCCAAUCUUUCUAGACAGAGUCUCUAGUCCUAUUAUAGCAAUCGUUGUGUCUGUUACUGCUGUUUUGAUAUUUGGGGAAGUUGUACCACAAGCUGUUUGCACAAGACAUGGUGUGGCAAUAGGAGCAGCUUUAUCCCCAAUAGUUUACCUGUUAAUUGGUAUGUUCUGCAUUAUAUCAUGGCCAUUGUCAAAGUUGUUAGACUGUUUACUUGGAAAAGACCACGGAACAUUUUAUCGACGUGGAGAGUUAAAAGUUUUAGUUGAUUUACAUGCCAGUUCACCACCACAUUUAGCAAAUGGUUCGGAUCAUGAGGGAGAAGAAAGUUUAACAGUAGACGAAGUCCUCAUUAUCAAAGGUGCUUUAGAUAUGAAACAUAAGACUGUGAAAGAUGCUAUGCUGCCACUGGAUGACGUUUAUAUGCUUGAUGUUAAUUCUCAGAUGGAUCAUAAGACAAUGAAAUGUAUAGUAGACAUGUCACAUUCCAGACUUCCUGUCUAUGAAGAUGAAAAAACUAACAUCAUAUCAGUUUUGAUAGUAAAGACAUUAAUAUGUUUAGAUCCUGAGGAUUGUACUCCCGUUAGGACCCUCCUUCAUUCUAAUUCAGUUGCAAGUGUUAUUCAUGUUGAUGAUGACAUGCCUCUAUAUGAUCUACUCAACAUAUUUCAGACAGGAAAAGGACAUUUAGCAAUAGUAAACAAAAGAACCAGUAAUAGAUCCUUAAAUGAGAGUGACGACACCUGUAUACUUGAAGAAAUUAACUCACAGGUUAAUGAAUAUUCAGAUAUUCCAGAGGGCACAGUGAUUGGAAUUAUAACUUUAGAAGAUGUAAUUGAAGAGCUCAUUCAAGAGGAGAUAAUAGAUGAAACUGAUAUUUAUGUUGACAUUCAUAAAAGAAUACAAGUAGCCAGGGCACAGAGAGCAAGGAGAACAACAAAUAAUGUUGAAAGGCAGAUCUCAAACAGAAGUGGCAGUAGUCAGACCCACAAUGAUGAGUUCUCUUUGAUUGAUUUGAUGAGGAGUAAGUCUCAGCCAGCAAUAAAAGAGGACGAUCAUAAAGAAAUCAAAGUAGAACGCCAUAUAUCUAGGUCAUUAGAUAAUCAAAUAGAGGAAACAACAGAUGAAAAUGCUGCACUUUUACCACCUGUUUAGUAUGCCUGAUAUUUUUCACAUAACAUGUGUAUUGACUACUGGUUACAAAUAUUAAUUCUUAUGUCAUAUUUUACAAACACUCUCGGAAUGGGGCUAUGUUGCAAUUUCCGUUUGUCCAAAAUAAAUUCUGUAUUUUGUUUCUGAUAUCACUGCCUUAUAUUUUAUACAGUACUUUUAUACCAUCAAAUAUAGGUAAAUCCUUAUUUGUGAAUUUAUAUGCCUCACCUUGGAUAGUAGAAGGACAAGAUAUUUUCAUGUCUGUGUGUCUCUCUGUCGAUAUGUCUGUCUGUUAGUCUAUCUGCCCGUCCCGUAUCAGGUUGAAGUUUUGGCUUACGGUAGUUUACCAUAAAUUUGUGGUCACAUCAACUUAAAACUUAGUAUGCAUGUUCAUUAUGAUGUGAACUUUUAGAUAUAUGCCAAAUUAGGGUUUUGACAAAGAUUUCAUAAUAGAAAAACAAAGGAUAUUGGGUAGCCAUCCAUGACACAAAAUCAGUACAUGCAGAGCAAAAAAAACAAACACAAAAAGCAAAGGAACAGCGCUGAACAGUGCUUUUAUCGCUGUUCUUCAUCUCAAAGUCAAAAUGAGGUCUUCAGCAUGCAAAUACUCUCUUACCUCACUGCAAGGUUAAGACGACCCCUUGCACCAGUUUGAACGGAAUUCUUAGCAAAAUAAUUUGGAGAGACUUUGUAAGAUGUAACACCACCAAAUCGGGCUCUGUAAAAAAGAACAUACUGGAAAAUAGUACAUAUUCAAAACAAAAUAGUUCCUUCAGAACACCUUCUGACUGAUAACUUUGAAUAAUACAAAAAUGUAUGAAAAAUCUUUAAAAGGAGGGCAUAUAUUGACUGUUUCUCAGAUAUGAGUACCAAGAAUGGUGGCCAAGAAUAAGUGAUGUGCGUCUUAUUAAAAUUUUAGUACACAAACUGGCCUAAAAUUGACAGAAUGAUGUGGCACACAUAAGAGAAGUUAUCUCUAGAAUAAAUACACCAUAACUUUAAAAAUCAAGAAAAUGCAUACACCUCAAGCACAAGGAAACUUUUUAAGGCCUCCACACAGCUUAGUUCACUUACAUGGAAAUGUGACAGUGCCAAUGGAGCAUGGUGUCUUGUUAUAAAUUGGUUUGCAUAAUAUUUUGCAGUGUUUUUUUUACACUAGAUUAGAACUGGUGAACAUAAAAUAAGGAAAUUCUUAAGGUUGGAAUUAGUAAGCUUUGUGUUUUCAUUGGAUAAAACAAAAAUAGGCUUAGCUUGAACAACUCAAAUUAUGCAGGGAAAUUUGCAAUGAAUAUUUUUCUUUGGUUUUUUGAUGUCGUUUUGUUUGUUUUGUUUGUUUUUGACAAUUUUGAUCUUUAUUGGUACUUUAAGAUAAACUUUUUAAUACAGUGAAGCAGUCAAAGUAUUUAUUUAAUAUGAUAUAUGAAUGAGCAUUAAAUUGAAUAUUAGUGAAAUGUAUGUGCAUUAUCAGAUCAGGUAAAUGUCUCACUUACAUUGAUUCAGUAACUACAAUGUACAUGUACAAAAAAGUUACUUGUUCUAAAGAUGUUUGGAAAAAAGUUUUAAUAAGCUUGUUAUUUGUAAACUGAUUUUGAUUUGUCUUGUUUAUCAUAAACUAUGAGAAGUUAUUUCCUUAUCAAUACAUUUUGUAAAUUU
Messenger RNA from Mytilus californianus (California mussel), 3176 nucleotides. RefSeq lists its product as uncharacterized. Gene Ontology annotation, biological process: magnesium ion homeostasis. Bases 51 to 1526 code for a protein of 491 amino acids. The record is from RefSeq and is a predicted model, not a curated record. The transcript is spliced from 10 exons. NCBI's taxonomy places the organism in Eukaryota, Metazoa, Mollusca, Bivalvia, Mytilida, Mytilidae. Gene Ontology annotation, cellular component: intracellular membrane-bounded organelle.